AUGUCAUCAUUCAACCAGAAAAGUCACGAACUCUUUGAAAAAGCCGAACAGGCACAGUGGAGUUUAGAAUGUGACGAAAAGCUUUUAGAAUUAAUGCAAAAUAUUGCUACAAAAGUUGAAAACCGUACCACAUCAAUCAAAAGCAAUAUAAAUUCGAUGAAACUUGGAUUAGAUGAAACAAAAAUCAAACUCAGUAAUUUAACAAGGAUUAAUUCUCUUAAAAAUACAAAUUAUUGUGAAAGUUUGAUAAGUGACGAUCAUUUCGAGGAUUCAAAAACUGAAGAGACGAAACAGCAGCCAGUCAAGCUAUCACCACAAAUUGCUAUCGAUAAUGGAUUGAAACUUAUGGAUACUUGCUUCGAAAAACAUCGAGUGAACCACAAUCCAAGCGACAAUCGUUCGGAAACGAGCAUUGUUUAUCGGCCAAUAGAUAAGUUUAUGAAUGUUCUUCCUCAUCUCAUUGGAUCUGAGAAAUGGAGCGAAAAUUGGCAUGUCGGUCUUUUAGACAACGAUAUACUUUCACAUUCUGGUUCUGAACAUUUUGUGGAAUCAACUGACUCAAUUAAUGUACCUUCAGUGCCGCUUCAAUCAAAUAUUGAUGGGAAUUCUUUUGCUCAGAAUUCAAGUUUAAUGGCUUCACAAGAGAGCCUAACGAAGUCAUUAGGGACAAUAAGUGAUCAGAUGGUUGUUAAUCGUCCAACUGGAGGACUUUUUGAUGACAUUCAGGAAGAAAAUAACAGAUUUAAUUUCACAACACCAAAUGUACCAUCAACUUCAAGUCACAUUUUUCGUCCACAAGCCGAACAAAGAAAAAUUGUUAAUUUGUUUGACGACGAACCACCAUAUUUAGAAUCGUCACCUUUAGUUAAGAAAAAAGCAGUGAAUCUUUUUGACGAUGAUAAUGAAUCAGAAGAAUCUUUUCCAACUGUUCCAAUAAAAGAUAAUAAUAGUAUAAAACACCAACCACCUGUUGAUAUCUUUAACGAUAAUGAAUUCGAUGCCUUCAUUAAGCACAUUGAGACAAAAGAAGAUGAUCCUCACAGUGAAAAUGAAAUUAUAAAAGGAAAUGAACAAAAACCAAAAACAAUUGAAAAGACGAUAAAGCAAAAUUUUAUGAAGAUAACGGAAGAUGCAAUUAAAAAUGUUCAUCUUAAAAAAGCUGAUUCAAUGACUAAAACAUCGACAGAAAUUGAGAAGGAAACUAAUGAGGUGUCGCCAAAUGAUGAAACCAAAGCAGUUCCAUUAAAUCCAUCUAAAGAUGAAUCUAAAAUAAAUUCACUCAGUAAAAGAAUUACAAAUCUCUUCGAUGAUGAGGAAGAAUCUGACGACUUUUUCGAGGAAAUUAUGAAGAAAAAAGGCGUUAAUAAAACAAUUGAGCCGAUUACAAAUGUGAAAGAAGAGACUAAGAAGAAUAAACUUUCAAAUCUCUUUGAUGAUGAACAAGAAAAUGUAAACAAUUUUGAUGACAUCUUUAAAACAAAACAAAAAACUUUCGUGAAGAAAUCAAGUUCUCUUUUUGAUGAUGAUAAUGAUGAUGAUGAGGAAGUUUCCCCACCUAUAAUUCAAAAGGAAAAGUUAAAACCAAUAAAAAAAUCUACGAAUUUAUUCAAUGAUGGUGAUGAUGAUGUAUCCGAUAUCCUUGGAAUGAAAUUUGAAGUUCCUAAAACACAAGAGAAUGUUGAAACAACAGAAAUUCUCAGCACUAAUUUAGAAUCCACCAAACAAACAGAAAUCCAGGGCAAAAAUGAGAAAGUCAGUGAAAAGACUGAGACUAAGAAUGCUGAGGUUGUUGAGAAAAUAAAUACUAAUGAAAUAAGAGAUGAGCUACCAGAACAAAUUAAAACACCAAAAAAUGUCCAAAGUUCCCGAGAUGAAGAUAAGAAUUUCAUUUCUGAAAUUUUAAAAAGAGACGAAUUGAAAACCUACGAAGAUUCGUUAAAUCAAAAUUCAAUAGAAUCAUUUUCUUCAGAAAUUCAGAAAUACAAUUUAGGAAAUUCAGAAAAAUCCGACGUAGUGCCAGCUAACAUCAUUAGUUCGACUCUUCCAUUCUUAAGUGAUAUUCCACCCGAUGAUGAUGAUAAUUGGGAUAUGGAAGACAAUUAUGAUGAUCUUGAAACAAAACCUGUCGAUAGAAAUAUUUUUAAUCAGGUUUCAUCGAAUUAUUCAUCAAUUCCGCUAUUUAGCGAUAUUCCACCAGAUGAUGAUGAUUUUAUGAUCACGAAACCACCGCCAAUUCCUGAACCAAAUUUUGAAUCAGAUGGAGAGGAUAUUCCUGAUGAUUCAACAUCAAAACAAUGUGAAGGGAAAAUAAAUGAAGUGGAAAAGUCUAAGGAAGAUUUCGAUGAGAUCGAUCGAUCAGUAAAAUCUGUCAACAUCAAAGAUAAACUGGAGAUUUUUAAUAAAAAAACUGAAGAAUUUACUUCGCCUAAGAAGUUAUUGCCUGGAAAACUGAACACCAAUUUGAAGAUUAAUGUCGAUGCUUUAAUGCCAGGGGCACGCUUGCCAACGAAAAAAUCAAAUGAAAUGUUAGAAGAAAUUGAAAGCAAUGAAGCACCAAAAUCUUCUGAAAUUCAAAAAGAUUCUAACAAUAAUGCUAAUUUAUUAAACAAUGAUUUGACAAAAUCUAGAGCUAGAAUUCAAGUUAAAAGACGACCAUCAACAAGACGAGGUCGGCAAGCAAACUACCAAAGAACUUUAACAUAUGCCACUCCAGAAGACAAAGCAAUGAUAAAACCUUUGGAUUCUAAAUCUUCUGUAGAAAUAUCAACAAAACAAACAACAAAGAAUCUUUCUUCUUCCAUUUUCGAUGAUGGUAAUGAUGAAAACAACAAAAGUCCAAAAUGGGUUGAAAAUUCUGAGAAAAAACUGAAUCAUCCUGUUAAGUCGUCCCAAAGUGUUAUCACUACGAAUAAAAUUUCAGUUUUUUAUGAUGAUGAAGAAGACACGAGAAUGAUGAUGGAAGAAGAGAAGUUAAAAGCGAAGAACAAAUUAGAAAAUAUAAGUAAAGCAGCUGGACUGUUUGACGACUUGAACAAUGAUUUCUUCGAAGACGUUUCAGCACCAGUUACCAAAAUUAGUCAUGUUACUACUUCUGCGGAACCAGAUAGUGAUGAUGAUUUAUUUGGUGCCAUGAUAAAAUCUGUAGAACCUAAAAUGACAGACAUUCCGAAAGAAAAAUCUCCGAAAAUUAUCCAGAAUCAAAAGAAGUCGCUUUUUGAUGAUGAUGACGAAUUAUUUGGAAAUUCAAGUAAAAAACUUUCUUCUGCGAUGAUCAAAAAAUCGUCAAAACUUUUUGAUAGUGACGAUGAUGAUGAAGCAAGCGGGUCAAUUAUUUUUACUAAGCCUUCAAAAAAUUCAUUGUUUGGUGACGAUAGUGAUGAUGAUUUAUUUAGCUCAAAGCCAAAAUCAAAUACUUCGGCACCUGCAAAUAAGUCGUCUUCAUCUACAAAAUCUACGUCAAUAGUAAAGAAAAAAGCGAGUCAUGUUAUUGAUGAUCCACUCAAAGAUUUAUUAAACGACUAAUUAGUGACCAUACAUUCCUCGUGUUUUUAUAACAAUAUAACUUAAAUUUAUAUCUUUUAUUUACAAUAUUUAUCAAUACCUACGUGUGAAAUCGAACAGCAUUUCGUCAACAUAAUUAAAAAGGUUAUUAAAUCAAAAGUGCCUACUGUGAAAUAUGGUAACUCAAUUUGUUAAAAGAAAUCAUAAAACAUAUUAGAAAUAAAAAAAACGGAAAUAGCAUGAAAAACAUUUCAAUUUUUUUAUUAUUUAAAGAAUCAGUUGAAAUGUGGAAAUUUAUUUUUAUUAGAAUCAAUAUCAGCCUUGUAAUAAUCUUCUACAGUCACAAAAUGAGGCCCACCGUACCAAUCAAGAAUACAAAUUGAUGAAAUGUUGAGUUUACAUAAGAAGAAGUUGUGGGUGUUAAGCCAGUUAACACUUGCUGGAUGAUGACUUAUCAUGGCAUUUGUAGCGAAUUCAAAUUCUUUAGAAUCUUUAGGAACACGUAAAGCUUCACCACUUAUCAUGCUGCGAGCACAAGUUGGUUCCAUUGGAUCGACGUUUUGUUUUGUACAGUAAAGAUUCUGAUCCAUUGUUAAUAAGGCAGUUAAUUGAUUUUUCUUUGAUAAAUCUUGUGCAGUGAAAUCCAACAUGGUGAGAUAAAAAUAAAUGUUGCCUGUAGACUUUGCACCUUUUUCUGAGUCAGCAAUUGCUAUGACAUUCACCAUUGGAAAUCCAUUAAUCGUCGGAUAAGUUGAGAUUGUUCCCAUAGCUGUCCAUUCUACAUUAUGUACUAACCAACGAGCCAUUUUGGCAUAUUCAGUGUAAGGUGGAGGUUCUUCGCGAUUUACUUCGUUGUUUUCGAUCUCGUUAAUAUUUAAAAUAUAAACAUUUGGAUUAAUCAGUGGAACCAACAACAACAUAAGAAUAAUUGACUUUUUUAACAUUUUUAUGUUAAUAUAUUUAUCCUAUGUAGACAAACGAUGUAACUUUAUUUUUGCUAUCUCUCGCCAAUCUCUCACGUACUUUAUAACGCGGAAUAAAAUAAAUCUUAUUUAUUUUGUGAUAAGCUUUUGUUGAUGAACUCAAAAUCCAACAAAGA
Clunio marinus is the source of this 4600-nucleotide messenger RNA. The record is from the annotation of a GenBank genome assembly. NCBI's taxonomy places the organism in Eukaryota, Metazoa, Arthropoda, Insecta, Diptera, Chironomidae.